AGUAGUUAUUUUGCAGUGACAGAUAAAGAAACUCUAAUUUUAUUGAAUGACAAGUGUUUUUUUUCGACUGCAGACUGGUUGUUUGUUAUUUUCACGGUGUUGGUAGUGCUUCAGUUAAUUUUGUUGUGCUUAAAAAGGAUAAUUACGCCUCGUGGAUUCCUGUAACGUUAAAUUGCAUGCUUGAUUUCGAUAAACGCUAUAAUACGACUAACUCCAAUUCGUAGAUAACAAACAAUAACUAAUCUAAGUACGUAAACGUGUAACAUUUACCUCGUGCUAGCCUUUCCCACUCAGGCGCCAGUCGGCCGUCAUCCAUCAUGGUGCGUGACGUCACAAGUUUCUAUUGGAGCGCCAGUAAUCACGUGGUGGGUUAAAACGCCGCGGUGGGCGUAAACAAGUGUGAGCGCGAGAGAGAGCCUUCGGUAGUAGGGGAACAGAAAAAAGAACUUCUAUGCAAUGAGGUAGUGCGUUAGAAGUCCCCACCGUAAACUCUGGCAACUUCAGAGCUUUUGCGUUAGAGCUUUAGAAAAAUUAAUGAUCAUGAGUUCGUUUUUGAUGAACCCCGUUUCUGGAGCUCUCCCGUCGAGCUAUCAGCAAGCUCAACAUAUAUCAGCCGGUGUCGUAGUUGACCCGAAAUUUCCCCCUAGUGAGGAGUACAGUCAGAACAGUUACAUCCCGUCGCCAACUGAGAAUUUUUUCGGGAACCACCACCUCAGUCAGCCACAGCACCACUUGCAAUAUGGUUACCACAACCACCACCAAACGACUUCCUACGGUUCCGGAGGAAUGCCCUUAUCGAACCAGUACGGAACUUAUGGUAAUUACUAUCACCAUCAGCUGCAUCAUGCACCGCCCUUGCAUUCCCACCAAAUCCGCCCGUCUAUUCAGCUCCACGAGUCGCAACCCCUGGUCAACUGCGAAUCCUUACCAAACAGCCACAAUCAAAACAGUUCGUCUAAUAUUUUGCAAAACAUUGCAGUCAUCGCGCCUUCUGUUUCUCAACCAAGUGAUGUGAACUCUAGUGUGUGUAGUCCUGCUUCUGUUGGUCAUGGACAAGAAUCCAGAGGGUCUCCUCCCGGACAUUCAUUGCAGGAGUUAGGACUCAGGUUAGAAGAUAGUGUUUCUGAUGGACCCGAUGAUCUGGAUGAUCAGGGUAGCUCAACGAACAAUGAUGAAGAUGACGAUGACGAUGAAAAUGGUGAUAGGCCGAUUUAUCCUUGGAUGAAAAAGGUCCAUGUUGCAGGAGCUUCCACCGGAGCCUUCGCCCCGGGCAUGGAGCCAAAACGGCAGCGCACCGCCUAUACCCGCCACCAGAUCCUCGAACUAGAAAAAGAAUUCCACUACAACCGCUACCUCACAAGACGGCGCCGCAUUGAAAUCGCUCACACGUUGGUCCUCUCCGAGCGACAAAUCAAAAUCUGGUUUCAGAACCGUCGAAUGAAGUGGAAGAAGGAUAACAAAUUGCCCAACACGAAAAACGUCCGCAGAAAAACCAACCCCGCCGGGGUCACCACCGCCGCCAAGUCGGGGGGCAAAGUUCGGGGAAAAACACAAAACGGCACUCCGGGCAAUAACAAUGACAAACGGAAAAACAACAACAGGGACCUGGAGGGGUUGAGGGAGGACAUGAUGGACAUGUCGCUGAGCGGGCAUCUGGCCCAUCAGAUGACCCCCACGAGUCUCCACCACGGGGGCAUGCUGCACGGGGACGGUGGCAUGCACAUAGGGUCGAUGGGGCAGUCGCUCGCCGCCCUCUCGUCUUCGGAGGGGUGUGGGGUGCCAGGGACGCCGCAGCCCGUUAUUAAAUCGGAUUACGGACUCACCGCCCUUUAAGAGUAAGGGAGAGUGUGAAGCUCAAUGUGUAAAAAGGUUAGGUUUGUUGGAGGAUUGUGUGAUUGAGCAGUUAUUUUGAAAUGGAAGACAUUUCUAACACUCUAUAGUUCAUUUAGUUUUACGAUUCAGUAACGGGUGAAAGGUCACGGUUCAGGAAAAACAUAUGGGGCGUAGUACAUAGAUAUAAUAUUAUACACUGACUAGUGCAGUUUCACGGAAUCAACCCUUCUAUAGUUACUAUAAUUUUCUAUACUUUAUGAGUAAAACUGGCGUUAAUUGCAGAAAUCUAACAAGAAGGUAAACAUCUGACGUUUGACGACUUUUCACUUUAUAAAAAUGAAAAUUUUUAUGUAAAUACAUGAAAUACUCUUGAGAAAAAUUACUGAAUCUGCUCAAAAAUAUUGCACAUAUCGAAAAAAAAUCAUUUUGUUGAAAUUAUUCGUGUGUUUGUGGAUUACUAUUGUCUCCCGUACCAGUCGACUACGGUAUCACUGGUUGGGGCAAUGAGUUCCGUUUCAAACAGAAUCAUGUGGUUUCCUCCACUGACUGCGUAUUAUGGUCACAGCCAAGUUGUUCGUUUGGCCUAGUCUGCAGUUCCCUUCGUGCUCCUUCAGCAUUGUUGCUAUGGAUCUUUUGUUGGUUCCGAUGUAUACCUUCCCAUAAGUGAACAGUAUGCGAUAAACCCCUGUUGCUGAUCAUGGGUCCCUUUUGUCUUUAGCCGACCUGAGGCUAUCUUGUAUCUUCUUAGUGAGUUCAAAACCCGUUUUAAUGAAGAUCAAACUGUUUUAUCUUCCUGUUGAAGAUGAUCACUUGGUAAUUGAAACACAUGUCGAGGUGUUGAAAAUAACUGUUUCGUGUUAGAAUAGAAAUUCAGUAAUAUUCACUUCCAAAGCAAUCAGAAAAGAGACCGCUUUAAAAGCAUUGUUAAUGGAAAGCU
This is a messenger RNA of Leptinotarsa decemlineata (Colorado potato beetle), 2770 nucleotides long. It is a transcript of the gene Dfd, whose product is annotated as homeotic protein deformed. Gene Ontology annotation, cellular component: nucleus; nucleoplasm. Lineage: Eukaryota; Metazoa; Arthropoda; Insecta; Coleoptera; Chrysomelidae. Gene Ontology annotation, molecular function: DNA-binding transcription factor activity, RNA polymerase II-specific; RNA polymerase II cis-regulatory region sequence-specific DNA binding. Gene Ontology annotation, biological process: positive regulation of transcription by RNA polymerase II; anterior/posterior pattern specification. The record is from RefSeq and is a predicted model, not a curated record.